AUGAGUCGACCAUCAAGACGACGCCUUCCUGAAAACUACAUGGUUAUUUGGGUUGAUGGAAAUAUGGAUAUGGCCAAUAAAGAUUGCCAAAAUACAAUGGAUCAAUUGCGUGGUGUCGUGAAUCAAGUCAAUCCGUGUACAACAGCUGAAGAAUGUAUUCAACAGCUGAAUGAAAAUCCUGAAGAGAUAUCAUUUGUUAUCUCCUCAGGUGCACUUGGACAACAUAUGGUACCAGACAUUCAUGAUAUGGCAAAAUUAAAUGCCAUAUACAUUUUUUGUCGUAAGAAAGAACGGUAUCAAGAUUGGGCCCAAAAUUGGGCAAAAAUCAAAGGCGUUCACACAUCAAUCAAACAUAUUUGUAAAAAAUUGGCAACAGCUAUUAAACAAUGCAAUCAAGAUCAUAUGUCGGUCGAUCUUAAACUUACGUCAGAUGAUGAUCCACAACUUCGAGAAUUAAAUGACUUUAUACGAAAAGAGGUCAGCGGCACCGGAUGGCGUCGAAUGGGUCAAUUGUUACUCAAAAUAGGUCAAUUCGACAAGGCCAAAGAGCUAUAUAUGGCACUACUAGAACAGGCAUCGAACGAUAGUGAUAGAGCAUACAUCUAUCACCAGCUUGGAUGGUUGAAAAACGACCAAGGACAAUACGCAAAAGCAGUUGCAUUUUACGAACAAUCUCUGAAAAUCUACCGAAAAAGUCUCCCCAAAGAUCAUCCUUCAUUAGCUACUAUGUACAAUAAUGUUGCUCAAGUGUAUAACGACAUGGGCGACUACUCGAAAGCACUUGAAUUUUACGAAAAAGAUCUAGAAAUCACAAAAAAAGCUCUGCCUUCGAAUCAUCCCUCAUUGGCUUCUUCGUACAACAACAUCGGUGGAGUGUACAACGACAUGGGUGACUACUCAAAAGCACUUGAAUUUUACGAAAAAUCUCUUGAAAUAAGAAAAAAAGCUCUGCCUUCGAAUCAUCCCGAUUUGGCUACUUCCUACGACACAAUCGGUCAAGUGUAUAAUAACAUGGGUGACUACUCGAAAGCACUUGAAUUCUACGAAAAAUCACAUCAAAUCUUGAAAAAAGCUCUGCCUUCGACUCAUCCUCAUUUGGCUGGAAAUCAUUUGAGUUUUGCAGCAUAUUACGAAAAAAUGGGUGAUUACACAACAGCUCUUAAAGCCCUUAAAAAUGCUUAUCAAAUUCAGCGAAAAGCUUUUGAAGAAGGUAAUCGAGCUUUUUCUUUUACGUACAGUAGGUUAGGAAGAGUUUAUCGCAGUAUGAAAGAAUACUCAAAAGCACUUGAGUAUUUUGAAAAGCGGCUCGCAAUAGAUAAAAAAACACUACCUGACAAUCAUCCAUAUUUUGGUAUAUCAUACAGUAAUAUUGGUGAUGUUCAUCGUUUAAUGGGUGAUUAUGAGAAGGCACUUACAUUUCAUCGAAAAGCAUUAAAUUUUCAAGAAAAUGUUCAAUGUAAUCCUCUCCAAUGUGCAACGACAUAUAUCAAUUUGGGUGAAACUUAUCGUCAAAUGAAAAAUUACACAAUGGCAUUGACAUAUUAUCAAAAAGGAUUAAAAAUACGGGAACAGAAACUAUCAAAAAGUCAUCCUGAUUUAGCUGUAGCAUAUCACAAUUUGGCGAAAUUAUAUUUAUCUACUCGACAAUAUAAUAUGGCAAUGCAAAAUGUUCAACAAGCCGUAGAAAUCGCUCAAGAAAAAUUACCCUCAAAUCAUCCUCAUGUUUCGGAAUAUAAAGAAACAUUAGAAAAAAUUCGAAAGAAAAUGUAA
Molecule: messenger RNA, 1770 nt
Organism: Rotaria sp. Silwood1
Lineage: Eukaryota; Metazoa; Rotifera; Eurotatoria; Philodinida; Philodinidae
Source: the annotation of a GenBank genome assembly